Messenger RNA from Monopterus albus (swamp eel), 1419 nucleotides. Its product is annotated as zona pellucida sperm-binding protein 3-like. Gene Ontology annotation, biological process: egg coat formation; positive regulation of acrosome reaction; binding of sperm to zona pellucida. Gene Ontology annotation, molecular function: acrosin binding. NCBI's taxonomy places the organism in Eukaryota, Metazoa, Chordata, Actinopteri, Synbranchiformes, Synbranchidae. Gene Ontology annotation, cellular component: extracellular matrix. The record is from RefSeq and is a predicted model, not a curated record.
AUUGGUCUGAAGUGGGAGGAUUAUCUGGACUGGCUCAGAUCUUCUGUGUUUUAUAUGGAAGGGUGUAUCAUUAUCUGUCUUACUGACUGGGUUGAGCAGGAGGUUUGUUCUGAUUCAUAUUUCCAAAAGUCUCCUGUUUUUAUGAGAGAAGUGCACAAUGGUAAUCGCAGGGCAUUCGGCUUCUCUGGCGCUGCUGCUUUCACUUGCUUUUGGUGUUGCACAUACCAUUCGAUCUUUGAAGGAUGGACCCAUGAUUGAUGCUGAAGGAAGACAAUAUAAAUCUGCAGUGUUAACUACUGGAGAAAACAGUGGGUCAGACUCCAGUGAUGAGACCGCUGUGCAUGUCCGAUGCACAGAAACAUCCAUGAUCAUUACGGUAAAGGCUGACCUGUUUAAAUAUGGACGUCUUGUCUCUGCUGGAGAGCUGUUUUUGGGAGAAGGUGAGCACACAGAGAGUAGUCAGUGCCAAGCUGUUGCAGUGACUGACACUGAACUUGUCAUUGAAGCUGGACUGCAGGACUGUGGCUCCAAAUUAACUAUGUCUGAGGACUUUGUGACCUACUCCAACCAGCUGAUGUUCUCACCUGCUACCAGUCACCAUGGCGUUACCAGGAUGAUCCGUGCUGUAGUCCCUGUUAACUGCCACUAUAAGAGGACGCACUUUGUGAGCAGUUACCCUCAGCAGCCUCUGGUCCUCUCCGCUUCUGCAAAGUAUUCUGCUUUCUCCUUAAAGCUGAUGACUGGUGACUGGAGAAGUGAAAUGUCCUCCAAUGUCUUCUACCUUGGAGACCUCCUGCACCUUGAGGCUUCUUACACUGGUCCUGAUGCAGAACAAAGACUACUCUUCAUCGACAGCUGCGUUGCCACUCUGACACCAGAUGCAACAUCAGUCCCCAGAUACUACUUUGUUGAAAACCAUGGAUGUGUCACUGAUGCAAAAGAGGAAGGAUCAAAAGCUCUGAUCCAUCCCAGGACGAGGGCUGAUUUGCUUCAAAUGCAGCUUGAUGCCAUCCUGUUUCACCAUGAUCCAAGGAACUCGGUAGCUGCUUAUGAGAGCAGCCCAGUCAACAAGGCCUGCAAUUAUGUUUAUUCAAGCUGGAAAAAUGUGGAUGGGAAUGAUGGUGUGUGUCGGUGUUGUGAAAACAUCUGCCAUCAUAGAUCACUCAAAGGUGAAAACAUCUGUCAUCACAGAAGAUCACUCAAAGAUCUCACGGUUUGUGGCACUGUGACUCUUGGCCCUUUCACGAUUUUCCCCAGCUAGAGAGCAAAGAACAGAUCUGGAUCAGAAACAUUCAGUUCCUUCUUUUUCUUGGCAGGCUAACAGUUGGCAAAUUUUAUUUGUGUUUGAGAAGAUGUUCUGUAUGCCCUAAUGAUAAAAUUUCAUGAUAAACUAUACCACAUGUCAGAAGUUUGAUUUAA